ACUGUCGUGGCCUGUGCCUCCACACCAAAUUAGGGCUCCUCGAGCUCGCCUAGGGUUCUUCUUGGCGCUCCGCGGCUUGGAGAGCGGCGACAUCGGUGUCAAGCGCCUCAUCCAGCGCCCGCAUUCUCAAUAGCCGGUGAGUAGCUAUCCGACGCGAAUCUGCCGCUAGAACAGCGCAUUCCAGACGAGAAAUCCAAUCCGGAAGGGGUAUGCAACGAUGCGGCUCCGCUUGAGCAGCGGCAUCGAUUCUCAGUAUGCUGGGAUCCUUCCGCAGAUUUGAAGCCGGCAAUGAUGGCAGUGGCCGCUUUGGCGUCGGGAUUCUUGGCAAGGCAGAGAUUAGCGACGACGUAGUCGAACGAGCUCCCCUUUUAGGUGCUGUUGAGAGCGGGCGAGUCAGUGUAGAAGAUCAUGCCUCCUGGACUAGGAGAUUCCAAGAAAUCGCCAUCUCCAUUGGAGCUACCAAUAGAUCAUCAGCUGAUAGAGGAGGAACUUUGAUCAGUGAUUCAAGCCAGCAGCAUGAUGGGGGAAGGAUACUUCCACUUCCUCGACAGUCGAGUGGAGGGAGCUUCACAGAGAGUCUUCGCUCGACUGACUUUCCACCACUCACGCUAUCUCCGCCCCGGACACUCGACUCAAACGAUUGUAUAUCGCUGGAGAAAGCUGGAGAACCGUGUGGAAGCUGGAUGCAGCAGGCAGAAACGGGCUAUAACUUACAAAUGGCGCUAGUGCUUCGGAUGAUGGCUGAUGUAGAGGAGAUUCCAUUCUCAACUCAAGUUCGUGUGGUUCCUCCAAAUCCCGCCGUCUUCACGAGCCAUAGAUUCUGGGUUCACGGAAGUCUGGGAUAUAGCGAUAGGAUCGACGAUGGUUUCUACUAUGUGCAUGGAAUAGAUCCAUACGUGUGGGCGAUGUGCACUGAUGUGGAUGACAAAGGGCGGAUGCCAACUCUGGACGCUCUUCGUGCAGUCGACAUUUCUCAGGUUUCGUUGGAAGCUGUUUACAUCGAUAGAAGCUGCGACUCUUCUCUGUGCGAACAUGAGAAGGCCGCUGUCGCAAUUGGCUAUGAAUGCAGCAAUGCUUCCGAGCUGCCGGAACGCCUUGGGAAGUUUGUGAGUAACGUCAUGGGUGGCAAAGCAUCAAAUGGCGAAGGAGAACUUAUCUCUCACUGGAUAACGAGGAGUAGAAAGCUUAAGGAUGCCUUGCAUAGUGCCGUCAUUCCCAUUGGCACUGUCCGGAUUGGACUUUGCUGGCACCGUGCCCUUCUCUACAAGUUUUUGGCAGAUAGCAUAGGCCUACCUUGUCGAAUUGCUCGUGGCUGUAAGUACUGCGGUCUGGACAAAGGAGCGUCUUGUCUGGUGCUUUGUGGCACAGAAAGGGAGUAUUUUGUCGACUUGAUUGGUUCUCCUGGAGAGCUACAUGAAUGGUCUUCGUUUCUCAAUUCUUACUCGAUACCAGUGACGUCACCGUUACGGCUUCCCGAUUUUAGAUCCUCGACUCUAACUGACGAUGAUCGAACUUGGAAUAUGGCUUCAGACUUCGAAGCAUCUCAGAUAUCUGAUAAUCGAGAUGGGAAAGUGGCAUGUUCAGCGGACCAGUCUCAUCUGUAUAAUAGCAGUUCCACCGGAAGUAGCAACAAAAAUAGUAAUGGCGAUUUGCAUUUCCUGGAUCGUAAUCAGCAUGGUACCUUGCCUUCGCAACACGCUGAAUCCUUUAGCCGAACUGACACUUUCAGCGAGUGGGAGAUACCCUGGGAAGAACUUGUUUUGAAAGAACGACUAGGCGGAGGGUCCUUUGGCACUGUGCACUUGGCAGAUUGGCAAGGAACGGAUGUCGCUGUUAAGAUCCUGCUAGAUCAAGAUGCAACGCAAGAAUUGCUGUCAGAGCUGACUAGGGAGAUUGUCAUCUUACGAAGGCUACGCCAUCCGAAUAUUGUUCUCUUUAUGGGUGCCGUGACGAAAUCUCCACAUCUUUCGAUUGUCACUGAGUAUCUCCCCAGGGGCGCGCUAUUUCGACUACUGCAUACUCCGAAGGCAAGGGAAAUCUUGGACGAAAAGAGGCGGCUGCGCAUGGCACUUGAUGUGGCUAGAGGUGUAAAUUAUCUUCACAGAAGCAAGCCUGCGAUUGUCCAUCGUGAUUUGAAGUCACCCAACCUUCUUGUGGACAAAUAUCUAACAGUGAAGGUGUGCGAUUUUGGUCUUUCAAGAUUCAAGUCUAAAACGUUUCUGUCAUCUCAGACUGGCGCUGGCACGCCAGAAUGGAUGGCCCCGGAAGUGCUUCGUGACGAGCCUUCCAAGGAGAAGUCCGACGUGUACAGCUUUGGUGUUGUUCUAUGGGAGCUUGUAACUCUACAAAAGCCUUGGACAGGACUCACUGCUAUGCAGGUAGUAGCGGCCGUAGCGUUUAAUGGCCGGAGGCUACAAAUCCCCAGUAAUGUGAACCCCAAGAUGCGAGCUCUGAUCGAGUCUUGCUGGGCAAACGAUCCAGAACUACGACCUUCGUUCGCCAGCAUCAUCGAUGCACUCAAGAAAUUCCAAGAGCCACUCUUCCUCGAAGAGAGGCAAGUGGAGUCGGGGGCGAUGGGCGAUGGAUGGUAUGGCGGCACGCCGCCAUGGCCGCAGCAGCAGCCGCCACCCUCGAUGUUGGGUCCCCGGAUGACCCCGGCAUCGAUCGCGCCGGUGCCCAAAUCCUGCGCCAUCGAGCGAAUCCCUCUUCCCCACGCAUUCCAGCGCCCCAGGAAGCGCAUCACGUCUCCGGCGGACCUGGAGAAGCUCCACGCUUCGCCGGCGGGGCGCGAGUUCCUAGGGUUCGUGGUGGCGCUCAGCGAGGCGAUCAUCGGCCACAAGCUCUCGGAUCCGUGCGUAGAAUCCCCCGCGACGGCGGCGCUGGUGGAGAUUUUGGGCACGAUGAGCCGCUGGGUGGACGACAUCCCGCCCGCGACCCAGGCGGUGAGGUAUGGCAAUCCGGCAUACAGGGAGUGGCACGCGCGGCUCGAGCAGGAAAGCCCGGGCUUGAUCGCAUCGCUGAUCCCUCCGGAAUUGCUAGAACAGGGGAGAGGAGGGGGCUCCAGCAGCGGGAUGGCUCCAGUGAUCCAGGAGCUCUUCCCGUAUCUGGAGGAUAGCUUCGGGAACGCGACGAGGAUCGACUAUGGCACCGGGCACGAGGCGAAUUUCGCGGCCUUCCUGCUGUGCCUGGCGAAGAUCGGAGUGUUCUCGCGCGAGGACUACCAGGCGCUCGUCUCGCGCGUGUUCGUGCGCUACCUGGAUCUCAUGAGGAAGCUCCAGACCACGUACUGGAUGGAGCCGGCGGGAUCGCACGGGGUGUGGGGGCUGGACGACUACCACUUCUUGCCGUUCAUCUUUGGCGCCGCGCAGCUCGUCAAUCACAAGCACAUGAGGCCCAAGUCGAUCCACAACCAGGACAUCCUGGACAACUUCUCGGGCGAGUUCUUGUACCUGGGCUGCGUGAGGUUUGUCAAGCAGGUGAAGAAGGGCCCCCUGGCGGAGCACUCGCCCAUGAUCGAUGAUAUCAGCGGGGUGGCGAGCUGGGCUAAGGUUCACAGUGGGAUGCUCAAGAUGUACAGGGCGGAGGUGCUGGACAAGGCCAUGGAUGAUGGAGGAGGAGGAGGAGGAUUAAAAGUAGCAGUGGGGAUCAAGAGCAGCAAGCGCAGCAUUGGAGCUCUGAGAUGGGCUUUCGACAACGCCGUGAGUGCCGGAGAUGAGAUAUAUCUUGUGCACGUCCAGCAUCCAAUCCGAUAUGUUCCAACUCCAGUGGGCAAUCUCGCUGUUGCGCAGCUAUCGCCGGAGAAAGUAGCUCAAUACGCCAAGACAGUGCAGGACAAGAUUAAUGCAUUUGUGGAGGUUUUCAAGAGCUUGUGCGACGCUCAUCAGAUCAAACCAAACUACGUCCAAGUCGAGAAUGAUUCCGUCCAAAAGGGCCUUUUGAAGUCCAUCCAUGCACUGGAAAUCCAAAAGCUUGUUCUAGGAAGCGCUGGACGCACUGGCCUCACACGGAAGCUCUCUGGCCCAGGAACCGGAGAAUACGUCGCCGCUCGAGCGCCAAGCUUUUGCUCCGUCUGUGUGAUCGCCAAGGACAAGCUCCUCCCGAUCAAAGCUCUGGACGAUUCCCGGUCGAUCUCGUCCGCCUCUUCGCGAACCUCCGACUCGGAGCGAUCGUCGAGCUCGUCCUCCCAAGGUAGCGUUUUGCCUUCGUUCUUGCGGAAGCGUAGAGCGAGAAACGUGUCUUUGGAUCUAGCAGACUUGGACUCUCAUCCGCCUGCCCGUUUGCAUGGUUUGCCAGAAGGCCUUGGACAGAUGUGGAACGUCGGCUUCCUCUCGCGCUUUCUCUCCUCCGGAUCCCCCACCACCCGGCAGCAAGCUGUUCUAGCGUCCAGUCCUCCUCCGGAGAAUGCUCCGCUCGACGAGAUAAGUGGCGCCCGGGUCUUUGCUUCUCCGUUUCGUGAUCGAACAGGCGCGUCCUCGGAAGAGAUUGAGAUUGUGGAGCUCGGUGACGGUGCUGCUAGUGGAAGGAUGGCGCUGAUCAGCCACAAGUUGGGAGGAAGCAGCAAGUCUGGGAGUAGGAGUUCUUCCAGUUCCGGUCCCAAGUCGGUGGUGAAUGGGGGAGCUUUAACAAAGCUUGGCAGGUCCGAGAGCUCGUGCAGUUCUGGUAUCGAAUCAUCUGGAACGGAAGAUUACAGGCCAUUACAUGAUAAAGUCACAGUUACCUCGAAGGCCGCUCUUGAUGUCGAAGAAAAAGAAACGAUGUCCAGGGACAUGGCGAAGCUCGAAGUUGAUAGCUCCAGCACUGCCGACCGAGAGGAUGACUCCCUUGAAGGACCUUCCAUGCCAGCUCCGCGAACACGGAGGAAAUCCCUCCAAGAACUGUCGCUGCUGUCUCAAAGGACGUUCAAGGAGUACGAGUACGCCGAACUCGAGGCAGCCACCAAGAACUUUUCUUUGGAUCUCAAACUGGGAGAAGGAGGCUACGGCCUCGUCUUCAAAGGAAAGCUCCAUGGCAGAGACGUAGCCAUCAAAGUGUUGAAGAAGGAAGGCUUCCAAAGGACGCAGGAAUUCCAGCACGAGGUGGAGCUGCUGGGGAGGAUUCAACAUCCACACAUGGUGGUUCUGCUCGGUUGCUGCUCCCACAGAGGCUGUCUCGUCUACGAGUUCAUGGCAAACGGGAGUCUGGAUGACAUGCUCUUCUGUAAGAACGGAACUCCCCCACUGCCGUGGUAUGCGAGGUUUCGAAUAGCAGCCGAGGUAGCAUCAGCGUUGUACUUCCUUCACAACCUCGGACCAGAGCCAGUAGUUCACAGGGACCUGAAGCCAGCAAACAUUCUUCUCGACCAUAACAACGUGAGCAAAGUUGGCGACGUCGGUCUCGCAAAGCUGGUUCCAGAAAGACUGGCCGCAAUCAACAGUACGUACUUCAGGGACACCACACCUGUCGGAACCUUCGCUUAUAUCGACCCGGAGUACCAGAGAACCGGGCUGUUCGGUCCAAAGUCGGAUGUCUACGCGCUUGGAAUUGUUAUCCUCCAGCUGCUAACGGGAAGGGGACCUGUUGGAGUUCAUGCCAUCGUUGAAGAAGCUAUAGAGUGUGGGAACUUUAGCAGUGUCCUGGACCCGAGUGCUGGAGAUUGGCCGGUUGGAAAAGCCGAAGAAGUUGCCUGCUUGGCUCUGCAGUGUGCUGAGAUGAGGCGGCGGCAAAGACCGAUGCUCGAGACUGUUCUUCCGAUGCUGGAUGGUGCCAGGAACUAUGCCGAGAAUUGUGCUGCGAUACAUGCCACCAACAGAGCUCUCGCCGGGGAUCCGAAAGCCGUGCCACCGUCCAUCUUCCUGUGUCCCAUUUUUCGGGUAAAGCUUGCUUUCUUUCCCGGAUCGUCUGCUGAUAUUUCCGUUUUGUAUUCUUGGCAGGAAGUAAUGCAGGAGCCUGUGGUGGCCGCUGAUGGAUACACAUACGAGUACGAAGCGAUUAGGCAGUGGUUUCAAGCUCACGAUACAUCACCUUUGACAAAUCUGAGGCUGGAGCACAAGCAACUCACGCCCCACCAUGCUUUGAAUAAGCUGAUUACUGAGUGGAAGACGAGGGCCAAGGUCUAGAGCCGUGACGUUCUUUCCUAAGGACGAUCCCGUUUUGUGAAGGUAUGUACAAAUUCAUGCGUAGUCUCCUAGUCGAGCACCGGCUACCAUCCAGCAGUCUUUAUAAGGACCAUUGACGACCUGCGAUGGUUAUAUUCAUUUGUUAAGAAAUGAGACAUCAAUCCAAAGAGCAUUACUCGUUGCAGAGAAAACGUGAA
This is a messenger RNA of Selaginella moellendorffii, 6292 nucleotides long. RefSeq lists its product as uncharacterized. The transcript has 20 exons. The record is from RefSeq and is a predicted model, not a curated record. Bases 255 to 6095 code for a protein of 1946 amino acids. Gene Ontology annotation, molecular function: ubiquitin-protein transferase activity; phosphatase activator activity; protein kinase activity. NCBI's taxonomy places the organism in Eukaryota, Viridiplantae, Streptophyta, Lycopodiopsida, Selaginellales, Selaginellaceae. Gene Ontology annotation, biological process: protein ubiquitination; protein phosphorylation.